AUGACGAAGAAGCGCAGAAGGUAUCCGGAUCUAAACCAGAAGCUCGAGCGACCAUGGUGUUACUACUGCGAGCGCGACUUCGACGACCUUAAGAUUCUCAUCUCUCACCAAAAGGCUAAACAUUUCAAAUGCGACCGCUGUGGAAGACGAUUAAAUACUGCUGGAGGUCUCUCCGUGCAUAUGAACCAAGUCCACAAGGAGACUCUCACCCACGUUGAGAAUGCCAACCCCGGCCGUCAAGGUCUCGAUCUGGAGAUCUUCGGUAUGGAAGGUGUGCCCGCCGAGAUAAUAGACCAGCACAACCAGCAAGUCACACAAGCACAUUUCGCCGAGGAGCAAGAGCGCGCGCGCAUCACGGGAAACCCUAUGCGUGGAGCGUACGUCAACGGACAAGCAGCACCAAACAAAAGGCCGAAGAUCAACGAGAGUCUGGAGGAAAUUGAGGAGAGGGCAGCCAAGUUCCGAGAGGAUCGAAAGAACGGCGUUCUACCUGCGCCGGUGGAGCCUGUACAGAACGCUACACCCCCAGUUGCUCAGACACCAUACGGCGUACCACCCACUGGCGCUCCUGUGGCCUUCCCACCUGGUGCGCCCGCUUACCCUUCACAAGGCAUCCCGCAAUCAUUCUCACCUGCCAACGGCGCCAUGCCCGCACGACCUGGCAGCAUCCCCGGCCAACCUGGCGCAUUACCUCCUCGGCCUGGUUUCGGUGCUCCACCGCCUGGUGCAUACCCGCCUGGCCAGAACGGCGACAUAUCGAACUCUGUCGAUGAUCUGAUCAACGAGGUGACCAAGGAGGCUGCGCCAAAGGAAGAGAAGAAGAGCAAAAAGGACAAGAACCAACGACUCAUCUUCUUUGCGGAGACAACAAGUCCGGAGGAGAAGAUGGCUGCAUUGCCAAGAUUUGCGGAGUUUAUGCGGACGUGA
This is a messenger RNA of Alternaria atra, 927 nucleotides long. RefSeq lists its product as uncharacterized. The record is from RefSeq and is a predicted model, not a curated record. Gene Ontology annotation, cellular component: nucleus. The transcript has 4 exons. Gene Ontology annotation, molecular function: DNA binding. The coding region runs from base 1 to 927 and encodes 308 amino acids. Lineage: Eukaryota; Fungi; Ascomycota; Dothideomycetes; Pleosporales; Pleosporaceae.